CAAUAUUUUCUCGGAAUACUAGAGUUUCAUGCCGACAGUGACCAAAAUCGGCAGAUUUUCCGUUGCUGUAUAUAUUAGCCGUUGCUUUUAGCCAUUUUUCAACGUCUUACACGAUGGAGGAAGAGUUUGAACCAUACGAGCCGACGCUACAGAACAUCAUCGCCCAGACAUCGCUAAAAUGGAUUUUCGUUGGUGGAAAAGGAGGCGUCGGCAAAACGACCUGCAGCUCUAGCCUAGCGGUGCAGCUGUCCCAACACCGGGAAUCCGUGCUUAUCAUAUCGACCGAUCCGGCGCACAACAUUUCCGAUGCGUUUGAUCAAAAGUUCACCAAGGUUCCCACGAAGGUGAACGGAUUCGAUAAUCUGUUCGCGAUGGAAAUCGACCCAAAUGUCGGGAUUAACGAACUGCCGGAUGAAUAUUUCGAGGGCGAUGCAUCCGCGCUAAACGUUGGCAAAGGUGUUCUACAGGAGGUUAUUAGCACGCUGCCCGGCAUUGACGAGGCUAUGAGCUACGCAGAAGUCAUGAAGCUAGUGAAAGCGAUGAACUUCUCGGUGGUUGUUUUUGAUACUGCUCCGACGGGUCACACUCUUCGUCUGCUGUCCUUCCCGCAGGUGGUAGAAAAGGGUCUGGGCAAACUGUUGCGCCUGAAGAUGAAGCUAUCGCCUAUCAUUUCGCAAAUGGGUGCUCUUUUCGGGAUACAAGAUUUCAACGGAGACACCAUCGCCAACAAGCUGGAAGAGAUGCUAAGCAUCAUCCAGCAAGUGAACGAGCAGUUCCACAACCCACAACAAACGACGUUCGUGUGCGUGUGUAUAGCCGAGUUUCUGUCGCUGUACGAGACGGAACGGCUCGUGCAAGAGUUGACGAAAUGUGGCAUCGACACGCACAACAUCAUCGUCAAUCAGCUGCUGUUCCAGCGGCAGGGACAGGUACCUUGCAGCAUGUGCUCGGCGCGUUGUAAGGUGCAGGAGAAGUAUCUGGAUCAGAUUGCCGACCUGUACGAGGACUUUCACGUGGUCCGGUUACCUUUGCUCGACGAAGAGGUGCGCGGCGCCGAGAAAGUUAAAAAAUUCUCCCGCAAUUUGGUCGUUCCGUACGUGCCUGAUGCGCCUACGCAGCAAUAAGGUCACUCUAGCACUUUGUUUUGGGUUGA
This is a messenger RNA of Anopheles nili, 1153 nucleotides long. RefSeq names its product ATPase ASNA1 homolog. The record is from RefSeq and is a predicted model, not a curated record. Gene Ontology annotation, molecular function: ATP binding; ATP hydrolysis activity. Lineage: Eukaryota; Metazoa; Arthropoda; Insecta; Diptera; Culicidae. The transcript is spliced from 3 exons. Gene Ontology annotation, cellular component: GET complex. Bases 114 to 1124 code for a protein of 336 amino acids. Gene Ontology annotation, biological process: post-translational protein targeting to endoplasmic reticulum membrane.